Messenger RNA from Xiphophorus couchianus (Monterrey platyfish), 2695 nucleotides. RefSeq names its product MANSC domain containing 1 (gene mansc1). Bases 711 to 1976 code for a protein of 421 amino acids. The record is from RefSeq and is a predicted model, not a curated record. The transcript is spliced from 4 exons. NCBI's taxonomy places the organism in Eukaryota, Metazoa, Chordata, Actinopteri, Cyprinodontiformes, Poeciliidae.
GUUGUUUAAUGCUCUAACGGCCUUCCAUACAGCAGAUACUGGUUUCUACAUGGAGACCAUUUUCUCUUUCAGAUGUUUUCUCAAUCAGAUCUUUAAUUAUUGAGCAGCUUGUCUGAUUAAUAAACUGGUUUAAUGUUCCGUCCUCUGGCAGCUGAGGACCAUAAAGCGUCUUUAUAGUAAUAAUUAAUGUGAGUGUUUGUUAUUUUCGGGCUGCUUUCGGGGCUUGUUUUGCUCAGACUAGGGGUGCAGGCUUUUCCCUCCCCCUUCCAGAGGACAAAGACUAAAAUGGGUCAGGCUGAGGAGAGCAGCAGCGGAUCCUGCGCACCAGCAUCAGGAGGCAGAGAGCAGCUGUUGGCCGCCUUCCAGGCUCUCUGAGCGGGGACCUGCUGCUGCUUUCCUCCGCUGGUUCCUCCCGCUGAGCCCUUUAUCCCCGCUCAGCUCACCGGCGUUUCCCUCAUUCGCUUUUCUUUGGUUCCCAACAUGUCGUCCUGGGAUGGCUGACGCCGCUAACUGGGACUGAACUGGUUCUGGUGAACUGGACCUGCUGAAUUCCUCCAGCUUUUAGUGAAACACCGACUCAUCCGCCCCCACACUGACCGCCGGAGGACGAUGGAGGCCGGACUGAGCUGAACGGAGUCCCCGCUGACCGCUCAGAACCUCCACUGGAUCCGUUUUGAGGCCUUCGUGAUCCCAGCAGACACUCCACAGCCAUGACUCCCCCGGCCGACCUCCGACCUUUGCCCGGGCUGCUCGUCGUGAUGCUGCUGAUGUCACUUCCUGCUGCAGCUCUGGAACCAGAGACGUGUUUCUCCCGGCAGCAUCAGGGCGCCGCCAUCAACGUCAGGGCAGCGCUGAGCCGGGACGCGGUGGCCAUGAUGGCCCGGACGGUCCGGUCGGAGCGGGACUGCGUCCUGGCCUGCUGCUCCGAAGAGGUCCAAACAGGCGCUCGGUGCAACAUGGCCGUGUUCAAAGCCAACAAACACGCUGGCGAAGACAACUGCCUGCUGUUCCACUGUCCCACCGAGUCGGACUGUCCUCUGAUGAAAGCCGCCGAGGGCAGCAACACCUACGACAUCUACAAAGGUUUAAGUCAUCCACCCACACUGAGACCUGUUCCCAUGACAACCACACUCCAUACUACCAGCACCUCCACCUCUACCACAUCAGCACCAACUACACCAACCACCAGCCAGCCCACCAGCACAACCAGCACACCAACCACCGCCCAGGCACUGCACUCCACCCCAGAACCUUCCCCACCCAUCAUCAUCAUUGCCACAGAGCCUGCAGGUACUCCACCCACCAACACCACUACAAGCACCACCACCAUGGGAUCCUCUCCCACCUUCACCACCAGAAAACCCAACAAAACCAGCAAGAAGCAAAACAAAACCAUCAAGAAAGGAAAAUCUCAUCCAGCCCUCACCACCACCACUACCCAAACAGCUCCCAGCUCCAUGACAUCACUUCCUGCUGAAACAGGAAGGAAGGAGGUGGAAGAUAAACAUACUAGUGUUCUAAAAACUACAACUUCAGGUACACCCACCACUGUGGCUCCAACCACCAGUACAACCAGUACAACCACUACAGCCACAACGACUACAGCCACCUUCCCCAUCACCACCACCACCCUGCCUCCAACCACCACCACCACCACCACCACCCAGCGUACCUCCACCACUGAGCCAACCACCACAGUGACAGCUCAACCGCCAAGUCUGAUCUUCAUUCCCAAAGACCCAGUCCAGUCAGAGCCCGACCUCCAACCGGGCCACCCCACCCUGAACUCCAGCUCCAGCCGGGGGAAAGCGGUGGCGGCCCAGGGGGCGCUGAAGGGCGGCGUGGUGGCCUUCAUGGUGCUGGCGCUGGCCGUGCUGACGCUGGCGCUGGCGGUGGGCGGCCGGAAGGCCGUGGAGUCCUUUGACCGGCGCCAUUACACCAGACUGGAGCUCAACGACCUGCACUAUGAGAUUUAACGGGAGAAUCCAACAUUUCUGCUUUAUUUAAAGUUGUUUAAGUAUUAGCUGCACAACUCUGAACGUCUGCUCACGCUUUGUUUACGAAGUCAGAGAAUCCUGCUCUCUGAUUGGUCAGAUUCGGCUGUUGAAGCUCCCGACUCUCCAUUGGCCACAGAGAUAGUCCCCGCCCCUUGGCAUGGACGGAGAAACUGUGUUCAGUCAUUUUUAAGGAUUACACAGAUUAAAUUUACAGACGAGUUAAAUCAGAUCUGGUUUAAUUAGGUUUUUAAACUGGAACAAUGAUCUGAUCUCUGAUCAGUUCAUUGAUCUGAUCUGUGCAGUUCUAAUAACCACCACUAGAUGUCAUCCUUUUUUCUGUUAAUUCAGUUUCUGUCACUGAGGCAGUGACAUGCGGUGAGGUUCAUAGCUGGUGAGGCACUGACUUAAUCAUAAUCAGAUUUACAAAUAUAGACCCCCUGCAUGUUAUUAUUUACAUAAGGAAAUUUUGCGCAUGAGGACAAGCUGGAGGGCAAAAAGACAAUUCUUCUACAUGUCAUCCAUAGCCGCGCUGCCGCCGUAGAAUAACUCCGUUGACUCAAACUUGGACGUGUAGAUGUUAUUAAUUUUGUGCUCCACAGCAAAGGGAAAAACCGUUAAAGUACAACUCAAAACCACGUCUUUCUCGCUCUCUGUAUCAGAGCAGCUACGAGCAGGCUCGUUGCCAUAGCAACUGACAA